Molecule: messenger RNA, 3268 nt
Organism: Symbiodinium pilosum
Lineage: Eukaryota; Dinophyceae; Suessiales; Symbiodiniaceae
Source: the annotation of a GenBank genome assembly
AUGUCGGACCUGUCGGAUGACAACGGUGAGACAGACGAGGUUGAAGAGGAGGAAGAGGCAACAGAAGAUGCUGGAGCAGAGGAAGAGAUCGGAGAUGACACCAUCCCGAAUGAGCUCCCAGGUGAAGAGGACACGGACCAGAACAUCCAGAAGCAUUUGGAAGUACAUGAUGCUACCUUCGAGGAGGCAUAUUUCCCGCCUGCGGUGAUGCAGGAGGUUCAAGAUGCAUGGCACAUCUUUAUUACGCAGCUGAACGGUCGCGAUGCUGCUGGAGAGGCCAUUUAUGCGGCGGUCUUCGACGCAGCCCCGAGCCUGCAGAGCCUCUUCAAAACAGCCAGGUCUGUCAUGGCCAUGCGCUUCAUGAAUGGGCUGACUUCGAUUGUUUCAGCCGCACACAAUCCACAACAACUCAAGACGCAGGUGGAGAGCCUCGGAUUUCAGCACUUGGACCUGGAGGUCACGGUCCCGAGAGUGGGCAUCUUCCGCGAGGCCAUCGUCGAGCUUUUCGAGAUGGAAUUGGGUGUCCGCUUUUCCAGCAAAGCCAAGCUUGGCCUUCAGGCUGUGCUGAAUUAUGCCGGCGGCGCUUUCAUAUACAUUCGUCGUGAGUAUGCAUCUCGAAUUCGGAUCAUUCAGCGGAGCUGGAAGACAGCAAACAAAUCCUCUGGCGAAGAGGAUGGCGAUGAAGAUGCCAAAAAGUCAGGGGAAGAGGAGACGAAAGAAGGAGAGGAGACGCAGCAGACGGCAGAGGUGGCUGCUGCACAAGCACAAGAUGCCCAGACAGCGACAAAGGAUAUACAGGGCCAGCCCUCCAGCAAGACUGUUGGAACGAGCAAAGACGGAAAGACUGCAGUCAAGGUCCCGACUACCUUCAACGAAAUGUUCCUGUUCAAUGCUGCCGUGAUGGGUUUUGCUGAGAGCGGCUGGAUGAACUUGAUCCUGGAUCAGUUCCACAACAUCGUGACCAAUGUUGCCAACUCUUACCGCCUGCAAGAGGAGUGUGAUGUGCUGACACUCGUCCUCGACAAGCACGAGGGUCAAGUUCACCUGUCUGAGUUCAAGGCAGUGAUGCUGUCAUCAUUGCGUUCCCUCGUUCCAAAAGAGUGGGACUCUGAGCAUGAAGUGGCCUGGAACUGGCUGUGGGAGAAUGUGGAGCGCAUGAUCAAGUCCCACAUGGGAAAGCCACACAGCCAGGAGAAGGCCUUGGAGCGUUUCAUCUCGGGUCUCUCACCAGAUGAUGUCACACAGCUGCGGCGCCAUAUCUACCAAAAGUUUUUUCAGGUCGCGCCAGCAGGGCAAGACCACUUCAAACAGUCCACCACCAGACUGUACUUCAUCGCAGACAAGAUCUUUGAGAUGACUAUGGAGAUGUUUCAUAGCCCUCGCAUGAUGGUGGAGGACAUUUCUGCGUUGGGUCUUCGACAUGUUGGGUACGCCAUCCCAACAGAGCUCUUUGCUCCGUUCGUCUCCUGUGCUGUGGAAGCUGUGCGCAUGAUGACGACUGACGAGACUGCAGAAGCAGCCUUCCGCUGGUCACUGACGCUGAUCUCAAAGAUCUUGGUGCGAACCAUUCUCGAGGGAAGCACAAUUGUCAUGAAAGCCAUCAACACGAACCAGGCAAAGGCUUUGAAGAAAGCUGUGGCUAUUGCGCCGCGAAGCAAGCGAGCAAUGGAGCUGUUGAACAUCACUGUCGGCACCCAGUCCAUCUCUCCAUUCUACUGGGCCAUCGAAAGUGGCAGUUUGGAGUGCGCCAGGGCAAUGAUUCAGGACUUGUUGACGAUUCGUGCCGACCGAGAUAGCUAUUACUUCGGUGUUGAUGCUUUGUUCACGCGCCACCCAGAAGUUGUUCAGCGACUUUGUGCCAUAGCGCCACAGCUGCUGUGGCCGCUGCUUGACGGCCUUGUCUGGCGAUCUCGGCAAGCGUUCGGAGGUAGGCGCCGGGUGAACUACUACGUCAAGAACCUGGUUCAGGACCUGAACAGUAACUUCAACAUGGCCUUGGAGUGGCUUGUAGAACGCCAUGACCCAAAGAUCAUUUGCCAUCCCGCUGUUGUCAUUUUUGCCGACCUGCUUUGGACUCGGUUGGCACAGUACAAUUUCCUGCUCAGCCGAUGCUACUUCCUGUUCUCCCUUUGUGUUUUCAUUGCCGGGCAAGCAAUUCUGGGGAGAACUGAUGGAACUUUCGAAGAGCGCGUUGCAACGUUCUGCUGCCGCAUUUUCAUCUACCUCGGGAGCAUGUGCAGACUUCUUUACAGUCAAAUCCGCCUUUUGUAUGAAGACAUCAAGACUGGUGCCAUCGAACGCAUAUACAGGAUUCCAAUUCCGAUGUCUCUUAUGAAUCCUCAAGACCUUGGAAAUCUGAUCCUGCUGAUCGUCCUCAUGCUCAUGUGUGUGCAGGAGCCGAUUUUUCAUUGCUUGUCUCAUACUGAAGAGUUCGGCCUCUUCUCCGUGAAGUGUGCGGAUAGGGAGCACAAGGAUAUCUAUGCCGUGUUUUCUGGUGUCGCCAUGCUGCUUUACUGGCUCCUCCUGAUCAACUUCAGCAUCUUCUCCAUGCAGAUCUCGGCCUUUGUUCUAGUGUGUGGCCGCGUGCUGUCAGAGGUGUUCCUGUUCUUGUUGGCGGCGAUCUUCUUGCUCACUUCCUUCGCCACGGCCAUCGCAGCCAUGAAUCAUAGCUUGAAGGACUUCAGCCGGAUCGACAAAGGAAUGGAGACACUGCUUGAAAUGACGCUCAGCAUGUAUCCGAACGAAUCUCUCAAGGCAGUUCUGGAGCAAUCAGUGUGGGUUGAAAUCUGCAUCGUGAUGUUUACGGUCCUCAUCUCUGUCGUCUUCCUCAACUUGCUGGUGGCACAGCUGAACCAGGCAUACAACCUGGUACACGAGGACAUGCAAGGCUACGCGCGCCUAACACGCGGGAGCAUCAUCGUCUCCACCGUCGAGGCGGUGUCCCGCAAAAGGUGGACGGCCUUUUUGCAGAGUCUCAACUUCGACCAGAAGCUUGAGUUUAAUGAGGGCGACAUUGGCCUGGCAGGUGGAAUCCAAGUCUUUGAGCCAGCAAACGCAAAUCCAACAACAGUGGAGACAGUCAGGCGAUUUGGCGGCUCGACAGCGCCGGGUGUGCCCUGGCCAGAGGAUCCGCUUGACAUAGGUGAUGAAGACCGCUUGGAGAAAUUGGAGAAAAUCGUGGUCAAAGCCAUGAAGACGAUUACAGACAAGAAAGGUGGUUCUUUGGGAACCGGAUACUCGGGAGUCUCUGGAUUUCCAUCUUCGGCCA